GCGGGGCGAUCUCCCCAGCCAAGCCGCUCCUUUUCGGAGGGGCGGGGUGAAGGCGGCUCCGGCUGCCGGUGUUUAAGGAAGGGGCGGAAGGAGCAGCGCGUCCGUCUGUCCCAGCCCGGGCAGCCCAGCCCCAGCAGUGCGGCUGCGGGACAGCGCGGCGCGGGCGGUGUCCCGGCGGCGCCUCCCGCCGUGGCUGGGCCGGGAUGCGGGACUCGCCCUGGGGUGUCGCAGAGGAAGGCGCUGGUGCGGAGCCUCUUCCCCCUCUCUGGGCCGGCAGCCGGAAUGGGAACGCGGGGGCGACGCCUCGGCAAAGAAACACCAGUACAGAAUUCCCACCUGAGCAUCUGAGAGAGUUGUGUUCUUCUCUCCCGUUUUCCCUCUCGCACAGCUGUAACAGCGGCGCGCCUGCCUGCUUGUUGCUCGUUCAGCAGUGUUCCUGCAGCUGCAGCCUGGUUUCAGUCCCGACACUUUGAGGAGGAUGGAAAGCCCGUGCUGCCGGUGGGUGGAUCUGUUCACCGGUGUAUGCCAGAGCAGGGGUCAGAGGAAUUCUGCCAGCUUCUUGUGGAGAACCAGUUGCAUCCAGUAAUGCAUAUGAUGUGCCUUCUGGGAUAUUGAGGUGAUCACGAAAGAAACAACCAAAAAAUAAUGGAGAAAUUACCCAGACUUUCAGGGGGGUCCUUUCAAGGAAUCCAACACUCCUCUACUCCUCCUGACAAGGUAUGAUGCCAAUGUAAGAUUAAUCCACACUUGUAGUUCCUCCUGAAUCUUUAUUGGAUAACACUCGACAAAGAGCUGGAGCAGAGUUUCUGCAACCCUCCUGAAGGUAUUUUAAAUAAGUAACAAUAUCUUCUCCAUUUGUUAACACCCCAAACACCUGACGUUCUUAGGUGAAGCAGCAGUGGAUAUCCUCAUAAUUAAGGAACUUUAAUAUCCCUGCUCAUCUGAGCCAUUUUCAGCAGCUUCCAGGGAAUAACAGCAAACUUUUCUACCAGUUUUUAUUUACUGUGUGCAAUGUGUUGCAACCUCCAUACUGAAUUUAUGUUUUUCCAUAAAAGCUGAAUGCUUUAAUAAAAAGUUCAUAGUUUUGUUGUGAGUUCUGCCUUCCAACUGCCUUGUAUUUUGUCUUUCUGCCUUCUUGUAGUGCCUGACAUUCUAUUCCCUGUGUCCUUGCUCUCAAGCACCCCACGUUUCCCAUCUUGCUCAGGCUGGAUGUCUCCACUGCUGGCUUUGACCUGCAGAGGCAACUUUGUCUCCCUAGAUUGAACCCCCACUUUUUUCGCUCUUCCUUGACUUCAGGUCCUUUCAUUGACCUUUCAGAUUUGCUUGCCAGGGGAGCUUGGAAGCUGUGUAAGCUGCAGCAGCACACACACAGCCACUGGCUGCCCACCCCUGCUACUCACCUAGCAGCUGAAUAGAAACCAGGUGCAAAUGGGAGUUUAUUACAUAGUUCUUAGGCUUUUUUUUUUUUUUUAAUAUUCCUUCCUUCCAAACUUUUAUUUCUCAAAAUCAAAACCAUUUGUGAUGAAUUUACAGAUAAGCAGCAUAGUACCACAAGAUACAGUGGAAGAAUUAUGAAGAGAAGUAAUAAACUGAAAGUAAAUUUCAACUUUGUAGAAAAUAUUCCUGUUUAAGGAUUUAAGUGUUCAAAAAUCAUGCUCAUUUUCUGCUCCAUCUCCUCCUUCCCCCUUCCAGGUAAGCUCCACGUCCAUCUCACGUGUCCAGUGCUGCCACACAGCUAAUAAAGAUUCCUGUAGCUCUCUGCUGCCAAGAUGUCCAAUAACACAGUAAGUUCAUAAUCUGUAGGUGGGUCACUGGAAAAGCAGAGAAGAAAAAGCUGGGAAACAAAGUUAUUGCAGACUGUCGUGUUUGUGCCUGGAACCCAGGUCCCUUUUGCAUGCCCCUGAUACCCUCAAGCAAAAGGAAUUUCAUUGGUUCAUCCCUGGAGGCUUCCCGUGUCCUGAGGGGAGCUCGUGUGUUGGCAAGGAGAGAAACUGAUGGUUAUUACUACCUGGGCCACAUUGUCCAGGAGGUGAAGGGCUCCAGGGAAGGCUUUUUAGUUGAGUUUGACCAAAGUUGUGUUCCGAAGGGCAAGGUCCAGCGUGGCUGGCAGGAAACGCCUCUCUAUGACAUUCUGCACUAUGAAGACGCCCGGCGACAGCCUCUUGCUCCAGGGGACAGAGUCUUGGCACCAUGGGAGGCUCCAGCCAAACGUUUUGGCCCUGGCACUGUGCUAAGGAUUGUGGAGAACACAGAAGCACCUUUAGCACACAGUCAAAGGGGAAUGCUUGUGAAUUUCUGGAAUGGGCAGACUAAGGAGGUGUCUUCUGCCCAAGCUCUGCGGAUUCCCCUGCCCCUAAGUGAUCGCAUCAUCCUGGAGCUGCAGAUGCCUUUAGCAGCCAGGCAGAUGGUGGUAGAAUCAAGCUUGGAUUACCCAUACCUUGUGGCACCAGGUUAUAGAGCCUCAGGGCACUACAGACAGGGUCACCUGGGCCUGGAUUUCUUCCCAGAGGCUCUGUAUCCCACUCAUCCCUGUGCAAAGUGCAGCUGGGGGUGUACCUCACUUCCCCAGUGCUGCCUUGGAGCUUGGGAAUCCACACGGUCUUCAGAGUGCCAAGUGCAGCAGGAAAACACCUUCAUCCCAGGAGCAAGCCUGACUGAAGGAAAGCUCAACAAGAAAAUAGAACAGCAACUGUCUGAAUUGAGGAUUGCAUCUUCAGAAAGCGUUCCCAGAGAGGAAGAGAAAAAGGAAGAGAAGCGAUUGGAGACAGAGAACGUUCCAGAAGAUGUUAGGUCUUGUUUGGAAGAGGACUGCAAGGUUAUAGAAACUGAGAAGGGCCCUCAGAGGGAGAUGGUUCAUGCUGUGGUUGAUGCUGCUGUCAACACAGACAGCUGGUUAAUGGAGACAGAUCACAAGGAAGAAGCAGAGAGCAGACAGCAGGAUGCUGAAACUGAAGCUAAUUUUGAACAUGAGCAUGGCCUUUUUGAGUCCAGAGUGGCAGAAGCUCCAGUCCAGCAUUCCCAGAGGAGCCCUUCCCUGGGAAGCGGUGCUUUGGUUCCUUUCCAGUGCCAGAGCUUCUUUGCCCAAGUGAAUCAAUCACUGGAGAAAGACAGCCUGACCAUCAGAUCAGCCUUUCGUGUGCAGAGACCACACAGUUCACGCCUGCUGGCUGGGAGAGCCACACAUCUCCCAAACCUUCUAAAAGACAAAAGCAUCACAAAAUUAAUGCUUAGUGGUGCAUCUCAGAAAAAGUGGAAAGAGCUGAACUUCAGCAGAGCCAAGGUUGAGCACAAAAGGUGGCAAGAGGAACAGAGGCUGAAGAGGGAGCAGCAGCAAGAUGCAGAUGGCACCUGGCGCCAGCUACACAGGGACAGCCAGAGGCAGCGAUUGCAUCAGAGAACAUUGCAAGGGCUGGAGAAACAGCUGGAGCGCAAAGAGAGAGCUUUGCAGCACAUGGCACUGCUCCAGGCUGCUGGGGCUGAGAGGAGCAGGAAGGAACACUCCUUUCGAGAGGAGGAGGAGAGGAAGGCAAGGCAGAGGCUUCAUUUCUUACAGACGGAGUUUGCAGAGAGAGGAGUUGCAGGCAGAAAGCAACAAAAGGAGCUGUGAACAAGAGAAAGAAAGGCUGGAGUUGCUGAGGAGCAGAAUGCAGUCACGGCAGGAAGUGCUGGAACAAGAAUCCCAGGAGCAGGACAAACAGUAAAUCCAGCACCAGGCUGCCAAAGUGAGAGUGUUCCAGAGGGGAGAGAGUUCUCAUCUGAAGAUGGACAAAGAAGGCCAGAAACUCUGUGCCCUCCAGCAGUACCUCAGGGAACAGAACCUCCUGCUGCUCCAGGCAUCCCUGCUCACAUAAGGAAGCUGCAGGCUGGGUGAGCAGGGCCUGGAGCAGUUCACAGACCUGCUCUGUCUGGUCAGCUGUGCAGAGCAGAGUGGUGACAGGUUUCCUGGAGAGGUGGCAUCAGGAUUCCUGGAGAGGUCUCUAAUCUCCUUUAACUGCAGCCAGAGUGCACUUCCACGGCUCUGUCCUUCACCUGCCUCUCUUCCUGGGCUCAUGGCUUCCCCUUCCCCUGAGAGGGAGCAGCAGGGCAAUCUAGAGGCACUUUUCUGCAUCAGAAAGGAGGGGUUUUCUAGUGCAUUGCUCUAUGGUGAGUGGAGGUGCCAAAGGAGGAGGUUAAGCUUGUCACAUCCUGAAGUGCUCCCUCUUCCUCACAUCAUCUGAGGUACAAAAUGCACUGAUCAGCUCUGGGUCACCAGAAAUUUCACACGGGUAUUUAGGAAAGGAGAAUGGACAUGGCACAAUUUAUUUGCUGAAAUAGCCAGAGCUUUAUGGAAGUAUCUUUAUUUUAUACAGAAUUGUGCUAAAAUGAAUACAAUAUAUGUGAUACUUUGUUUCAAGUAAUGCCUGGAACCAAACUAGAUACAAAAUUUAAAUUCAGCCUGACAUUCUGUGUGCCCUUAGAAACAUGAUACACAUUUUCUGGCACAUUAUAAAAAUGUAUGCAUCUUACUAGAAUACAGCACCAGCAAUGAUGGCAGUUUCUUAAAAAAAAAAAAAAAAAAAAAAAAAAAAGAAGAAAGUAAAAUAAAGAAAACUUGUAAAAGUGAGCUCCUUUGAAAUCCUGCCAAAUCUGAACGGCCAGAUUUCCUAGCAGUAAGUGUCAGACUGCAUUCCUCCAGGGAUAAUGGAGAGGCUAUGCCUUCAGGUUUUCCCUAAAAAGACAAAGUUAAGACUCUCAUCCAGAUGUUUACAAACUACUCUGAGACCUUCAUACCUAAAUUGGGUAUUUUUAAACUUUAAGAUCCGUAAUAUAUGUGCAUGAGCCAUCCUGAGAUUUUUACUUAAAGAAAAAAAAAAAGGGAAAAGGAAAGAUGAACUUAAAUAGAAGGUGAAAGCUUUAACAAACAAAAUGUUAGACUUAAGGUCUGAAAAAAUGUAACUUGCUUCAGAUUAUGGAAGCUACAUGUGAGGCACAGUUUAGCAUUUUAGACACAAAAUCCCAUCAUUUGGAACAGUUUCCACUCUGCUGAGUGUCUGGAAAAGUUGUCUGGAAUUUGCUCAGCAAGAACAUGGAUGGUUGUGCCCCAGACCUGGCACACACCUGCUGAGGGAACGUGGGUGCUGGUGGCACAUGGAGAUUUUCUUUAGGGUAAUGUUUGGAGGGGUUGCUUGCUCCUCUUCUUGUUUGAAUUCUCUUUUACAUAAAAUCUUGUGCUGGUUAGGACGAUGCUCUGCCUGCUUAUAACUCUAACUAGACUUAAAGAAACAAGCCUAAAACUUACAAGGUGUUAAACUCUAAUCCUGCUUUUAUCCUUAUGCACUUGGAAAUGGAAUAUGCAGUGAUUAAAGGAAAGUACUUUAAUUGAAAUAUACUGAGCUGAAUUGAAACUUAUUUUUCAGACUUCGUUUAUAUGCUAUUAAUCAUUACUUUAUAAUCACCAUAAAACAGCAGAUUGUCUGCUUAUGCACUUUCUCUUCAUUGCUUAACCACCUGAGAACAGACCACUGCAGAGACCCUGCUCUACUGCUGUUUCACACAGGGUAGGUCUGGGAAUAUACUCAGUACCACACUAUUUCCAAUCAUUCAUGGACUGUAUUUCUCACUAUUAAAAUGAAGCCAUAAAAUCAUUUUAAUACUGCUAUUAAAGUAAUUGACUGUAAAUGCUA
This is a messenger RNA of Taeniopygia guttata (zebra finch), 5663 nucleotides long. The record is from RefSeq and is a predicted model, not a curated record. Lineage: Eukaryota; Metazoa; Chordata; Aves; Passeriformes; Estrildidae.